This is a messenger RNA of Medicago truncatula (barrel medic), 3374 nucleotides long. Its product is annotated as disease resistance protein RPM1. Gene Ontology annotation, molecular function: ADP binding. NCBI's taxonomy places the organism in Eukaryota, Viridiplantae, Streptophyta, Magnoliopsida, Fabales, Fabaceae. Gene Ontology annotation, biological process: defense response to other organism. The coding region runs from base 120 to 2954 and encodes 944 amino acids. The transcript is spliced from 2 exons. The record is from RefSeq and is a predicted model, not a curated record.
GAUCAAAGCCAUGGUACAGAAAUGCUAAAGAACCUAAACAAUGCAUUUCAACUUUCCUGGAUUGCAAACAAUGGCUUGCAAAACCUAAUCUAGAAAAGAAAAGAAAAAAUUCAAAUGAAAUGGCAGAAACUGCAGUAUCAUUUGCUGUGCAACUCUGCCAAUUUGUAGUUGAAGAAAGAACUUUGGUGACAGGUGUUGAGAGUGACUUCAAUGAUAUCAAAGAUGAUCUUGAGAGCAUCCAAUCCUUCCUCAAGGAUGCUGACAGAAAGGCUGAUGAUGAUGAUGAAGGAGGAGGAACCAAUGAAGGAGUCAAAACAUGGGUGAAGCAAGUAAGAGAAGUAUCUUUUCGCAUAGAAGAUGUAAUCGACGAGUAUAUCAUGUGCGAGGCGCAAAGGAUGAACCAUUCUAUAUUCACAGCAACACUACAAAUGUUUCCUGGUUUGCUCAGAAUCAUGAAUCCACACCACCAGAUUGCUUCUCAGAUUCAAGACAUCAAGUCAACACUUGGUAAAAUCAAAGAAAGAAGAACAAGAUUUCCAUUUCAGUCUGAUAAUGAAUCAGGAAGCUACAGAGGGUCCAAAGCUCCUAGAAUUGGUGACCCUCGAAUGGCUCCCUAUUUCAUUGAAGAGACUCAAGUUGUGGGAUUUGAGUCCCCAACAAAUGAAUUGAUUCGUCGUUUGGUGGGUGGAGACAAUGAGCACACGUUGGUUUCUGUGGUGGUAGGCAUGGGAGGACUCGGAAAAACAACUCUUGCUAAGCAUGUUUUUGAUAACGAUUUGGUGAAAAGCCACUUUGAUUGCCGCUCUUUCAUAACAGUUUCUCAAUCAUACACUAUGAGGGAGUUGUUUACAGAAAUGAUAAAGAAGUUGUGCAAGGACAAGAAUGAUCCUAUUCCAAAGGGUCUGCAGAAGAUGGAUGACAAAACAUUGAUUAUUCAAGUAAGACAAUACCUCGAAACAAAAAGGUACUUGGUUUUAUUUGAUGAUGUUUGGAAAGAAAAAUUUUCUGAUGAGAUUAAACAUGCCUUAAUUAGUAAUAACAAAGGAAGUAGAAUCAUCGUGACCACUAGAAAUAUGAAAGUAGCAGAAUAUUUUACGAAAGAUUUUCCUGUUCAUAUUCACGAGCUACAACCUUUGUCUUCAGAGAAAGCAUGGGAAUUGUUUUGUAAUAAGGCAUUUAUAUUUGAGCCAGGAAAACAGUGUCCAAAAGACCUUGAGGACAUGUCCGAUGAAAUUGUUCAAAAAUGUGGAGGGCUACCACUGGCUAUUGUCGCCAUUGGUGGUCUUUUGUCAACAAAGCCGAAAACCAUUUUUGAGUGGGAAAAGGUGAGUAGAAAUCUGAGAGUGGAGUUAGAGCGCAAUGUGCACUUGACUAGUCUGAUAAGAAUUUUAUCUCUUAGUUAUGAUGAUUUGCCUUACCAUUUGAAAUCAUGCAUGCUAUAUUUUGGUAUAUAUCCUGAGGACUACUCCAUCAAACGGAAGAGACUUACUCGGCAAUGGAUGGCAGAAGGGUUUGUUAAGAAGGAGGGGACAAAACUAUUGGAGGAAGUUGCUGAAGAGUACCUGACAGAGUUAAUUCAAAGAAGUUUGGUUAAUGCUUCUGUACUUGGCUUUGAUGGGAAAGUCCGAAGUUGUCAAGUCCAUGAUGUGUUGCGUGAAGUGAUCAUUAAAAAAAUGAAAGAUCAAAGUUUCUGUCAUUUAAUGCAUGAAGAUGAUGAACAAGUCACCGUUGGAAUAACUAGACGCUUUUCUAUAGCAGCUAUCUCCAACAACGAAUUGAGAAACACUAGCAACUCAGGAAUUCGUGCCGUAUUUGUCUUUGACAAAGGUGAAUUGCCUAAACAGUUCAUGGAUGUAUUAUCUGUCAAGUUUAAGCUUUUAAAAGUACUUGAUUUUGAGAAGUCUUCAUUGAAUUUUAUUCCUGAUAAUUUGGGAAAUCUUUUCCACCUAAGGUACUUGAACUUGAGUCAUACCAAAGUUACGGUUCUUCCAAGAUCCAUCGGUAAUCUAAUUAACUUAGAAACCUUGGAUCUAAGACAAACUCAAGUGCAUGAAUUACCAAAAGAGAUAAACAAGCUCACAAAGCUAAGGCUUCUUCCAGCUUAUUACAGAAAAUACGAAGGGCAAUACUCUAUGUUGAACUUUACAAUAGGAGUGAAAAUGCACCAAGGUAUUGAAUGCUUGAAAUCUUUACAAAAGCUUUACUUUUUGGAAGCAAAUCAUGGUGGAAUAAAGCUUAUCCAAGAGCUCAAAAUGUUGAAACAGUUAAGGAAGUUGGGCAUAAAGUCUGUGCGGCAAGAAUAUCGAACUGCAUUAUCUGCUGCAAUACAAGAGAUGAAACAACUUGAAUCUCUUAAUAUUGGUGCUAUAACUAAGGAUGAAAUCCUUGACUUGGAUCUUGCAUCAGCUCCAUCCCGUCUUAGAGUGCUCAACUUGAAAUGUAGACUAACCAAGUUGCCCAAUUGGAUUCCAAAUCUCAAGUCUCUUGUGAAGCUAAGACUUGGUUUAUCUAACUUCGAAGAUGAUCCACUAGACUCUUUGAAGAAUUUACCUAGUUUGUUGAGGCUGAAUUUGUGGGAUGAUGCCUUUUCUGGUGAAAUACUGCAUUUUAAGAAAGGAGGGUUUCCAAAGCUGAAGGAGUUGGAUCUCACAAGAUUAAGUAAACUAAGUUCUAUAUCUAUACACGAAGAUGCUUUAGUUAAUCUUGAACACUUCAGAUUUAAAAACAAUCCUCAAUUGAAGGUUUUACCGCAAGACCUCCAAAACUUGAAAAACCUUCAAUUCCUUGGAUUUGCUGAAAUGCCAGUUGAAUUAGUUGAUAGCAUUGAUCCUGAGAAAGGUGGAGCGCACCAUCGGAUUAUCAAUCAUAUUCCCCUUGUACAAAUUCGUCAGAACUUUGGAGAAAAAUUCCAUGACUAUAAGUUGCACCGCAUUCCUACUCAAAUCAAUAUCUGAAAUAUCAAGAUUCAGGUUCUCUAUGUUCCAGCUCACAUGAAGAUGCACUUUGUCUUUCUUCGUUCUGUUAGACCGAAACUGAAUGUGGCGAUUUCUAUUCUGUCAAGCAGUUAUGUUUGAUAUGUAUGUCAGUUAUUUUUAAUAGAGUCGGUUAUUUGUUUUAGGAAUAAAUAGGAGAAGGGUCGGACAUAUAGAGGGUAUAAAGGGUGGGUUAUCGGGAAGUUAUCGAGUGGUUAGUGGGAGAGAUCCAGCUCUCGAACAUUUGAGAAGGGGAGAGGCCGAGCUCUCGAAUCUUUGUGUGUCUGUUUUCUUGUAAUAUUUUUUGAACUUUCUGUCAUUAUUGCACUGUGUGUAUGCAAUCUGGUUGUGAGUUAUUCAGCCAGAAUUGUCAUUAAUAAAGUGUUCGUAUUGUGCAAAUUA